AUGGAAUACGGCGUCACGUGCGUCUGUACUCAUCCAGGCGGACGCAACUUCUCAUCCCACUCAACGAACCCGGAACCAGUCCGUCCCGACGCGGACGAAUCGCUCAAGAUGAUCCCAUCGACCUACCUUCCCCUUCUGAUUUCCUUGGUCGCGGGGACGAGGGGGCAGAACCCUUGUCCCGAUCCUGACGAAAUCGCACCCUGCGUCUGCCACUUCCAGGACGGCCCGAGAGUGAACGUCACCGUUGAUUGCUCCGGAGCGACGUCGAGCGGUCAGAUCUACUCCGCCUUCAACGACGUCUCGUGGAUCUUCAAUCGACUCACGAAAUUCUUGCUGACAUCCCGUUCCGGGGUGAAGGAGCUCCCCGAAGGAUUGUUUGGGGAUGUCACCUUCCAGUACAUAGAAGUGAGAGAUACGGAAGUGGCUUCCGUGCAUCCCACGGUCUUACUGUCGUCCAAAGAUGAACUCUAUCAUUUGUCGAUCACCGAAAGCAGCCUGGAAGACUUCCCCUUCGACGUUCUGUCUCAAAUGACCAAACUCCAAUACCUCAAUCUCAGGCACAAUGCCUUAAACUCCUCGCCAGUUGUCCAAUGUCCAAACCUUGAAUACCUGGACCUUACUGGCAACGAGAUCUCACUCGAGAGCGGAUGGUCAAUGCCAUCAUUGUAUGUUUUAUUUCUCGUCGGUAAAAAUGCCAAAGAAGUGUCCGUCGAAGAAGUGUCUUUCGAAGAAGUGACAUGGAACCGUGAGGUUUCAUUUAAAGACCAGGUAUAUGCCGAAAAUUCGUGCACGAUCAUUGAACUGAAGCAACGCAUCACUGAGAAGAUGGCUGGAGUUGCCUUUCGGAGACGGCUCGCGUGA
Messenger RNA from Darwinula stevensoni, 861 nucleotides. The record is from the annotation of a GenBank genome assembly. NCBI's taxonomy places the organism in Eukaryota, Metazoa, Arthropoda, Ostracoda, Podocopida, Darwinulidae.